Molecule: messenger RNA, 1750 nt
Organism: Humulus lupulus (European hop)
Lineage: Eukaryota; Viridiplantae; Streptophyta; Magnoliopsida; Rosales; Cannabaceae
Exons: 1
Coding region: 303-1553 (416 amino acids)
Source: RefSeq, a predicted model, not a curated record
CUCUCUCUCUCUCUCUCUCUCUCUCUCUCUUUUCAUCUAAGCUUUCAAAAGCUCUCCUACCACUUUUGCAAGGCUACAUUUUUUUUUCUUUUUCUAUCUCUAAAACCAACCAAAUACUCACAAAAAGCCUAAUCGUAAAAACCAAAUCAGAAAAAUCUCUAUUCUUGUGAGAUAUUUGAGAGAGAGAGAGAGUGUGGAAAACUAGCGAAAAAAUCUCUCUUUUGAGAGAGAGAAGUAGUAGUAGUAGAAGAACUGGAGGAGAAGGAGGAGGAAAAAAGAAAAGGCAAAGGGCAUUUUCAUUAAUGGGCUGCUCUGCUUCGAAAAACAGUGUCAUUCUCACCAAAAAACCAGAAAAAGGGUCAUCAUCGUUAUCAAAUCCUUCUGUUUCAGCCUCGGAGUCCUCCAUUUCUUCCUCUCCAGUCCCUAGAGCUCUCUCUCUGCCUACUCCUUUGGUUCACCACCCUGCCACCAGAAAAGGCGACACUCACCACUUGGUCUCUCUCACCUCCACUACCUAUGGCUACGGUUUCCUCCUUGACCGUGCUACACCCGGAAACCCGACCCUGAAACUGAACGAUACUCUUCGUAAGAAGCCUAAAACGGCGUCGCUCAAUGCCCAGAAGAGAGCCUCGGCUACGGUUACGGAACACGACGAAGAGCUAUCGAUCCCUCUGUCACCUGACUCCGUCAUCAACACAUGGGAACUCAUGCACGGCCUCGACGAUGACUCCGCUUUCAACUCCGCCAGUCUCGACCGUCCGAUUAAAUUCCAGACCAAACCCAGUUCGUGUCGGUACACCAACUUUGAUGGGUCGGCGAAGAAACGGGUCAACUCGUUCGAGUCAUCGAGAUAUUCCGAAACGACGACGACUUCUUCUUCUUCGUCCUCCUCGUCUUCCAUAACCAAACCCCUUUGGCAGCACUUAUCUGAGGAAAAUCUCUUAUCGAAUAUGGAUCCCAAUGUGGGAUUAACAUAUAGAAGAGCCUUAUCUUCACGGCAAUUGGGGUACAAUUACAAACACUCCAAAACCAGAUCACUCGGUUCGAGUCCCUUCUCUUCAUUUUCUUCUUCUUCAAACACUUGGUUCAAAAUACCAAGAGCAGAGGACAAAAUCGUAAUUUACUUUACAAGCUUGAGAGGCAUAAGGAAGACUUAUGAGGAUUGUUGCUCUGUACGGAUGAUAUUCAGAGGCUUCAGAGUCCCAGUCGACGAAAGAGACAUAUCCAUGGAUUCAGAGCUCAAAAACGAGCUUCAGAAAGCUCUAGGAGGAAAAGCGUUGACUUUGCCUCAAGUUUUCGUAAGGGGAAAGUACAUUGGAGGGUCAGAUGAGAUCAAACAACUCCAUGAAGUUGGAGAAUUGGCUCAGCUCUUAAAUGGGUUCCCGAUAUUGGAUCACGGGAUGGUCUGCAAUGGCUGCGGUGGCGUAAGGUUUCUGCCAUGCCCGAGCUGUAAUGGCAGCCGGAAAGUAUUUGAAGAAGACCAAGGAGAGUUGAGAAGAUGCUCUGAUUGUAACGAGAAUGGCUUGAUAAGAUGCCCUGGUUGUUGCUCAUGAAUGUGUCACUAAAAUUUCUCCAUUAAUUGAGAUUUUUAUUUUGAGGUAAUUUGGAAUUUUUGUUUAUAUAUAUUUCAAAAUAUGCAAUAAAUUUUAAUUCUAUUAUUUUCAUUCUCAAAAGAAAUCGAUUCAUGUCGUAGAUAUUGAUAUUGUAUUGACACUUUGCACUUUUAUAAUAUUGGUAGCCAAUAUAGUGA